AUGUGUGGAUUUCAACAAGUGGAGGGUCAUUUCUUUCAAAGCAACAUAGAUAAAGGAAGGGCCGCGGAAACGGCCGAAGACCGUCCUGGGACCGACCGGCAGUCAGGCACCCCCGGAUCCCUCACCCGAUAUGAAUACAUCCGAGGGGUCGGAAGACAAUGGCCCGAGAGGGGCAAGUCCUCCGGACCUCACGACGUCCUCAUCAAACCCACCAAACGUCCAACUUCUUCUUCCUUCCUCGGCCCUGUUCUACAUGAAAUGUCACCUUUUUACAGACAUCCCUUUUAA
Messenger RNA from Bursaphelenchus xylophilus (pine wood nematode), 288 nucleotides. Lineage: Eukaryota; Metazoa; Nematoda; Chromadorea; Rhabditida; Aphelenchoididae. The record is from the annotation of a GenBank genome assembly.